AGCUGAUGAAUGAAAUGACAAUGACAACCUAAACUACCUGAGUCAAAAGGUAAGGUAAGGCAGGGCAAGGCAAGGCAAUGCCAGGCAGGGUUGACCGGGGUAGACUUGGCGAAGAAGUGGGCAGAAAGACGAGGAUCCUUUGUAUUUAGGUAGGUAGGGAUUCAAGGGGAAGAGAGGGAAAAAAAGAGCACGAGCACAGACAGGAACAAGGCAAUGAUAAACAAGGCACAAAGAGACAAGAAGAGAAAGACAAGAAAAAAAGACGCUUGCUACUGCUGCUGCUGCUUGUGAGAGUGAGAAGUGAGAGGAAAAGAGUUGGUCCCAUGAUUUGACUGGUCUCUUACAUGGAUGUGCCUGGGAGACUGCGGGUGGCUGACAAAAGGUUGCUCACUAGCAGAUACCUAGUACUCUGUGCAGUAUAGCACAACAAGCAGCUGACUCUUGUAUCAUCCGAAGCUACCUAUUACACAAGCUAUUUGCAUGUUGAUCCUUUUGUUUCUUCAAUCUCUUUGUUACACUGCCCUUUCUUUGUCUUGUUAAUCAUCUCUGCGGUGUUUAUAACUAUCCCGUCCCCCAUCGGAAUAUACAAUAACAGCGUUAUGUACUUCCGACAAACAAACACAACGCAUCAUGAACUGACAUAUCAUAACGCAAACAGACAUCAUAUCACAUAGCAGCAACCCUUCGCUGCCGGCCCCUCGUGGCCUGACACGUGCAUCACUGUUGUAGGCGCCCCGGGUGAUCCCUCCCACGAGGAGCAGGCAGUACAAAAGUCCAACAACUUUUCAUUUUUCGCAACGGUCUACGGCUGUGUAAGGCAAUCUAAGCCCAUAACACGAAAAUAGCUGUUUUCAAAACCUGGUUGGUUCCCUCUUGAGGCUGAGCUUACUGUACUGUACUUUUUGCUUGUGUCGCAGAAACAGUGUGUGCUGAACCCCCACCGAGAUCUGUGAGAUGAUUUGGCACGGGCUGAAUAAUCUCGAAGAUUCUUACAUGUUCCCUCAGCGUCAUUUGAGGCUGAUAGAUCACUUUAUUCGGAUAUUUUUGUAGACGGGACGGACGGUAUGUACAACGUGAGAAUGAACAAGCAUCUUUGUGAAACAACAUGGCACUGAUGUCAUUGUUUACUCGAGGACAGGGGACCAUUUUUAAUUGACAGCCCAACCAAGCAAGUCUGAUCCGAAAACGCGGAGCAGAGGCGGUUGAGUCGCUGAUGUAGGGCAACGGUCAUCUCCAAUUUCAUCACGUACUGUUUCGUUGGCCUCUUCUUCUGAAAGUUGAGACAAGCAAUUCCGAGCUUUGUGACGUCUUUGUCUACUUCUUCCACACUCCUUCUGAAAUACUUCUUUGUAUAAUCGCUGAGCUUUGAUCAACUUCUCUUCUACCUUAUUCUUGGUAAUACAGAAUCAGACCACCAUGGACGCCCUCAAAUCAGCCAUCACCCCCGUCACGCAUAACCUCCCCGCGCCGAUUCGCGACUUGGGCGUUUCCAUCAUCGGCGAGACCUGCUACAAAUCUCUCCUUCUCGACGUUAAUAUAGAGGAUGCCGAAUGCAUCAAGUUUGCCGUCUCCAAGGCUCUCGGCAUCGGUAUCAUCGCUGCUUCGUCCAUCGUCAAGGUUCCCCAGAUCCUGAAGCUCAUCAACUCCAAGUCCGCUGAGGGUGUAUCUUUCCUCUCAUACCUUCUCGAGACGGCGUCGUACAUCAUCUCGCUCGCCUACAACUUCCGAAAUGGCUUUCCUUUCAGCACCUAUGGCGAGACUGCCUUGAUCGUGGGACAGAACGUUAUUAUCUCGGUGCUUGUUCUGAACUACAGUGGCCGUGCUAGUCUGGCUGCUGUGUUUGUCGCUGCCCUUGCUGGAACUGUUGCUACGCUGUUUGCUGAGAAUGUUGUGGAUGCGCAGACUCUGAGCUACCUCCAAGCUGGUGCUGGUGUUCUGAGCGUUUCCAGCAAGCUGCCUCAGAUCCUCACCAUCUUCCAGCAGGGUGGCACCGGUCAGCUCAGUGCUUUCGCUGUCUUUAACUACCUGGCCGGUUCUUUGUCUCGAAUCUUCACAACCCUCCAGGAAGUUGACGACAAGCUCAUCCUCUACGGAUUCGUCUCCGGCUUCAUCCUCAACGCCAUCCUUGCUCUCCAGAUGAUCUUCUACUGGAACGCUCCCUCUGAGAAGGCCAAGGGCAAGCAACCUGCUGCCCCUAUUGCAGCCAAGCCUGCUGUUCUGACACCCUCUUCCUCUACCACUGCUACUCCCAAGAAGAGCCCUACCACUCGCCGACGUGGUUAGAUGUUCACAUCCGUAUCGUGUGGUUGCGCUUGCUUUAUAGACUCGAUUUGUCAUACUCAUUUUUAAUAAGAUCACUGUUACGUGCUUUGGCUUCA
Molecule: messenger RNA, 2378 nt
Organism: Fusarium verticillioides 7600
Lineage: Eukaryota; Fungi; Ascomycota; Sordariomycetes; Hypocreales; Nectriaceae
Product: mannose-P-dolichol utilization defect 1
Exons: 3
Coding region: 1417-2283 (288 amino acids)
Source: RefSeq, a predicted model, not a curated record